This is a messenger RNA of Sceloporus undulatus (fence lizard), 604 nucleotides long. RefSeq names its product zinc finger protein with KRAB and SCAN domains 4-like. The annotation marks the transcript as partial. Lineage: Eukaryota; Metazoa; Chordata; Lepidosauria; Squamata; Phrynosomatidae. The transcript is spliced from 4 exons. The record is from RefSeq and is a predicted model, not a curated record. Gene Ontology annotation, biological process: regulation of DNA-templated transcription.
CAGCACUUCAGGAAGUUUGUCUUCCAGGAGGAGGCUUUGGGGCCCCGGGAGGUUUGCAGCCAGCUCCACAAUCUCUGCUGCCAGUGGCUGAAGCCAGAGAGACACACCAAGGCUGAGAUGCUGGACCUGGUGAUCCUGGAGCAGUUCCUGGCCGUCCUUCCCCCAGAGAUGGGGAGCUGGGUUCAAGAGUGUGGAGCGGAGACAACCUCCCAAGCAGUGGCCUUGGCAGAGGCCUUCCUCCUGAGCCAGGCAGAGGAGAAAAAACUGAAGCAGGAGCAGGACUUGUUUGCAGAAGAGAUGGCUGAGGUGGACAAGUAUUCUUCUGAAUCCAGUCAAAGGCAGUGGCCCAAGUGGAUCAUGCUGGACAGAGAAGGAAGUUCCUCCUCACUAAGUAAGGGAAGUGGAAUAAGGACUGGGUCUAUGUGUACAAGCACAUCUCUUCAUCCUGAUGGACUCAGAACAGCUUCUGCAAGACUAGAUCAGGUGAUCUUUGAGGAGUUGGCUGUGUAUUUCACAGAGGAGGAGUGGGCCCUGCUGGACCCAAGCCAAAAGGCCCUUCAUCGGGAAGUGAUGGAGGAGAAUCUGUGGGCCUUGUCCUCUCUAG